Drosophila miranda is the source of this 12139-nucleotide messenger RNA. RefSeq lists its product as uncharacterized. The record is from RefSeq and is a predicted model, not a curated record. The transcript has 4 exons. Lineage: Eukaryota; Metazoa; Arthropoda; Insecta; Diptera; Drosophilidae. Bases 717 to 11717 code for a protein of 3666 amino acids.
UGCUAACCCGACCAUUUUGACGCGAUUUCGGAGCCCCACUCUUCUCAUAAGAAAAACACAUUUAACUCGACAGUAUACAAAAUCUGAUAUGUGUGCGUGAACAAUAUAUAAAUAUGAGUUAAAUAGUUAAAAUCAAAUUAGUGGAUAACAAGUGCACGCACCCAUUAAUGGGAUAGCGUUAAAUAAUAAUAAAUGGAUAAAAAUGCUACCUGCAGCCGCCGCUGCUUCUUGUGCAAGAGAGAAAAAUCGUUCUUGUUCACCACUGCCACACUCCUCAGUGACAGUAUCGUCGUCCUGCUGCCAUCGCCAUCGCCGCCGUCGUCGUCUGCUUCCCCUGCCCCUGUCCGUUCCUUUGCUCUACGCACGCAUCGAUUUGGGCUGAACGUUAGAUACCUCCUAACGCAGUUGUUAGGGUGGAAAAAAAUAAUAAGUACAUAAUAAAUAAAACAAAUGCAAUGCUGUGCGAUUCUUUAUUUGAGAAAAUACUAAAAUACAAUAUCCGGUCCAAGUGGGCUGGCCGCCACACGGAGGGAAACGAAGAAUUAAAGUGCAAUACCACAGGGGCAUGGACAAAUAAAACGGAAUCAAACGAGCCCCAAUCGAAACAAACAAAUUGAAACAGAAGGCGGCACAUGCAGUCGUUUCUAAAUCAUUAACGUGAACGGAAAUAUAAAUAAAAAUUUGUGCAACGAAACGGUUAAUCAAGUGGCUUCCCCAUGAAGACUAUGUCGCGCUUCGGCCUGCGCCGGGGCUUCAAGUUGUCCGAGGAGCAGGUCAAUGGCAAGAAUCCAAUUGGACCAAUAGCGGCGAUCAGACCGUCGCCAGCUGGUUCAUCCGGACGGAAGAAACGGCAGCUGAGGCACGAACAAGACGACGAGGAAGAGGAGCAGCAACAGCCACUGCCACUCCCACACCCACACCCACACCAACUCCCACUCACACUGGAAGAGGAACAGGAACAGGGACAGGGGUCAAGUGCUCAGCAACAGCCAUCACUGAUCUGCAGAUUACCCCUGGAACGUCUGCCCCGACUGGUGGAGAAGCUCAAGAUUCUCAUAGAGGACCGGCCGCGGGAAAGAGACCUUGACCUUGAUUCUGGCCCGGGGUCCGGCCAAAAGAAAGUCUUGUGUUUGUACUGUGAUAGAAAGUUCGCCUCUGGCAAGCUGCAGGGCAAGCAUGUGGACAAGUUCCACACGGAGCGGCAGGAGAGGCGCUGCAGCGGUCGGUCCACCAGCAGCUCCGGAAGCUCGCAUCCAACCGGAGGAUUUCCCGGCUGCCAACACUGCUCCGGCAGCAGGAAGCACUCGAUGCUGCCACAGAUAUGUCUGCCCGUCAAGCAUCUGGAUCAGCUGUUCCUCCACCUCAUCCAGAUGCAUGCGGACAAGUACUUUGGUUGCCAGCCGUGCCGACUGCGCUUUCAGGAUGCGGACCAGCUCACCGGCCACCGCCGACAGCACCACCACCUCGAGGAGCCGCCAUCGCCGAAACCCGGACUGAUGGGAGCCGACGAGCCGGUGCUCUUUCGCCUUGGUCUCACCCAGAACCGCUUGCCCAGUCACCGGAACCGGCAGCGGCGGGCAGGCGACGACGAGCAGCCGCCCCUGGCCAUGCCCCACAAGUCAAGGAGCAGCAGCCGGGCGGCAGCCCAGCGACAGCACCAGCAGCAGCAGCACAUGCCGGCGACCGCCAUUCAGCCCAUGGGUCAAGGCCAUAACCAUGGGCAAUCCCAUCCGGACGCAGCUCCAGACGCUGUCUUCCGGCAGCCCAGCACCUCGGCCUGCGUCGCGGUCAGCUCCAGCGGCAGCGCCAACUCGCAUGUGUUUGAUGAGAACUUCUACAAGGAUGUCAUCCUGAAUGUCCAACAGAAUCUGCAGAACUAUCUCGAUGGACGGCUCCACACCUCCCCCAUAGCGUCAGUAGCAGCAUCAGCAUCAAGUGGCGCCUCUGGCUGUGGCUCUGGCUCCAUGACCACAUCCACAUCCCAAUCCACAGUCACAGCCACAGCCACAUUCACAUCCGACCUGGUUAUGCUGCAUGGUUCUAGUCAAACGAGCCACGCCAGUACCUACCCGACCCUGCUGACAUCGGAACAGUUCGGCUCGACGGCGGAGCUGCUGCCGCCGGCAAAGUUCCGGCGACGGCCCCACACGAAGCACAGCUGGAAGUGGAAGUGGGACUAUGUGAAGAAGUUUACGAUCAUCAACGAGGGCGGGCGGCUGGUGAAGAAGCUGAAGCAGCCCACCUUCCUUGGCCUGCGCGAUCUCUCAAAGCUGGACAUGUGGACGCAGCUCACGAUGCGCCAGAAGCACGAUGUCUCGCUCGCCAUCGCCCGCAGCUGCAAUGGCGGUGGGGGGGCGGAUGGGUAUGGGGAUAGGGACCGUAAUCACAGGCAGCUGGAGCAGCAGCGUCUGCUCGAGCAGCUCAAUCUCAUACUGGACCACCGUCUGCUGCCGCACAUCAUCCUCGAGCAGAACGAGCAGGCGGUGAUUAAGUGCGAGAGCGAGGAGGACCCCAACCUGGCGGACUACGGAUGUGUCCAGGGGACGAUCCAGGAGGAUCUACUGGCCCAGAAUUUCGCCGACGAGAGUUUUCUCUCUCUGCUCCAGCUCCAGCCGCGGCAGGGGACCAGCCCCGAAAGGAUCAUGAUCAGGGACAGAGAACGGGAACGGGACCGAGAACGGGACCAGGACCAGGACCAGGACAAGAAGAUGACAUUUUCUUCGUUGGUGCUGAGCGGAGAGUGGGCGCGACCACGCCUCUAUCUGUGCAUUUGCUGCGGGGCCAAGUUCGAUCAGCGAAAAUCGCUGGAGGAGCACAAGACGUUCCGUCACUCGCACAUCUAUGCCACGCACUACGAGGUGGUGGGCAGGGAGCUGCUGGCGGGGAACCUGCUGCGCCACCUCUUCAUACCCAAGCGGGCGCUGGGCCGGUUCGCGGCGGAGAGCAACUGCGUUCGCUGGCCGCAGCACAAGCAGGAGGAGCGCGUGCAGCCCGAGGAGGAGACCACCUCCUCGUCCACCUCCUCCAGAUCAUCGUUCGAGGCUUCCACACCGACGCCGACGCCCACGCCCAUGUCCAAUCUGGAACACCAGCAGCCAUCGCCCGCUUCCGGGACAGGGACGACCUCCUCCUCUUCGUCCUGUUCGCCGAGCUCGUCCUCCAACUCCACCUCGCACUCCCAUUCCCAUUCGCAUUCUACCUCCACUUGCACGGCCACCACGUCGUCCUCUUCGGCUCCGUUGAGCUGCACGAAGUGCGGACGAAAGUGCAGCGGCCUUAUGGAUCUCUACCGCCACAUGCUGGACUGCUCCGGCGACUACAUCUGGUCGCUGGCCAAGAAGCGGAAAUACCGCUACUACUGCGGCACCAAGAAGCGUCGCCCCUGCUCCAAGAGGCCGCUCAAACAGUUCUCCAGCCGGAAGAAGGAAAAGCUCGAGGACUCUCUGGAGGGCGACGCCGAGGGAGAGGCAGAGGCGGAGGCCGAAAACGAGGACGAUGGCGAUGGCGAGGCGGAGGGCGAGGGCGAGUGCGAGGAGAGCGGCUCCAAUUCGUCGAAGAUGAAGAACUCCCCCCGCCAGAGACCCAGCGAUGCCGAGUCCAUACGGAAAAUGCUGGAGAACUUGCCCCCCAAGCGCGUCUGCAAGAAGAUCUUCCCUGUGGACAACAAGGCCAAGCGCAAGUCGAAGAACAAGUCCAUGUCCAAGUCCAUGUCCAAAUCCAUGUCCAAGUCCAUGUCCAUGUCCAUGUCCAAGUCCAUGUCCAUGUCCAUGUCCAAGUCCAAGUCCAAAUCCAUGUCGAAGCAGCAGAGGAGCACAAAGAAGAUAUACAAUCAGCACCUCCUACGCAACACCCGGUCCUCGGUGGUGGCCGCCGCCUCCGCUGCUGCCGUGGCAGCAUCGCAACAGAAGCGAUGCCGCCGCAAGCAGAAACAACAGCAACAGCAACUGCAGAAGAAGCAGCAGCAACAAAAGUCAAAAUUGGCCACCGGAGGAGCCAAAUCCCCCACUCCAUUGUCAGCCAUUGAGUCAGAGUCACAGCCGAAGCCGGAGCCACAGCCACAGUCACAGUCACAGCCACAGCCGGAGGUAAAGCCCCCAGCCACAUUCACUGCCAAUUCAAGAUCUCUCGUUGAGGCCAAGCCGGCGCUGGCGCUCCUUCAAGUUGCGAAUCCCGAUAAAGUGCCUCCACCGCCCAUUCUGGAGCUGGAGCUGGACCUGGUGCCAUGCACAAGGCACGAUGCUCGCGAGGCCGCCUCGCCCACGCCCAGCAAGCAGCUGAUGCCCACGCCGCCGACCACGCCUGCUCCGGCCAUCAAGUCGUCGCCAGUGGCGCCGCGCCUCUCCUCCGCCAGCAGUCGGCAGCCCAGCUCAAAUGUGGGGGUGAAGCGCAGCAAGAGGAUUAGCGACUGCAUCGCCAUGCUCACGGGGAAGCUCGAGGAAAAGAUGAAGACUGAGCAGGUGCCGCUGCCGCCACCGCCAAGGCCAGCGCCGCCGCCGCCGCCGCCACAACCGCCGGCGCCCGAGAAAGAGGAGGAGAAAGACUGCAAGACGCUGACCCCGAGAGCUGUUGCAGAGAAGGAGCUGCCGGAGGCGAAAACGCCCAAGCGGAAGGCCAUGUCGCGGCGCAUCAUCAAAGUGGAUGCCACACUGGGGCCCAGGCACGAGGCAGAGCAAGCCGAGCCGCUGGAUAAGCCGCAGGAGAAGCCUCUGGCUGCGGCUGCAGAGCCAGUGCCAGUGCCAGUCCCAGCGCCCGCUGCCGUCUCUCCGCCAGAACUAGCGCCAGUUGUGGCUGUUGCAGUUCCUGCACCUGCUCCUGCACCUGUUCCUGUUCCCGUUCCUCAUCCCAUUCCUGCUCCUUCUAUGGUUCUUGCAGUUCCCGUUGCUGCCGUGACCUCUGCAGCUCCCACAUUUGGUGGCAUUCCGCGGCGAACCCCCACCAAGGCAGCAAGCAAGCAAUUGGCAGUCCCCCCGACGCCCCCCUCGCCGACGGUGGCUGCCCUCAAGCUGUAUCCAGCAGAACAGCAACCACAGCCAUUGGCCCCACCGGUGCCCUUGCCCGUGCCCGUGCCCCAUGCCGCUGGGCCCAUGCCUCUGGGCCUGCAGGGGAUGGGUGCUCCGUCGGGGUCCGUUCAUGGCAACAUGAAUCUGCUGCCGAAACUGCCCUUGUAUCUGCCGCCUGCCCAGCUCCAUCCACACGCAAACCCAAAUCCGAAUUCGAAUCCAAAUCCGAAUACGAACGUCAAUCCCAUCAUGUACGUGGUGGAGCCGCAGCCGCUGAACCUGACCAGCCAGCGCGGAUGCCUCCAGAAGCCAAUGCUGCCGAGCACCGAACGCGGCGACGGCUGCCACACGGGACUGCACCAUCGCUCGAGUGGAAUGCCCGCCCGGCGGCAGACCAUUUGCGGCUUCGAGGCACGCAACGUGCUGGCCCUGGAGAUGGACAUGGACAAGCCGCUCGACUUGUCCCAGAAGUCGGCGAGGAAAUCUUCACCAGCGCCGGUUGCGGCUCCAAUGCGGGUUCCCCAGGAGAUGGCGAUGCCCAUGCCGCUGCCGAUGCCGAUGCCCAUGCAGAUUCCGAUGCCUCUGCCGAUGCCGAUGCCGCUGCCCCUGGUAACAGCUCCUGCCGGACCAGCUGCUCCUCCACUGCAAGCUCUUCCAGGGCCCGUUCCAGCUCCAGUUCCAGUUCCUCUUCUCGGGCCAGCGGCUGGUGCAGCUCUCGGGCCGGUUUCAUUGGCCUCGCACUACUACUCGAACCUGGACCUGCUCAAGAUACCCCAAGUGCGCAAUCCUGGCACUGGCACUGGCACAGGGACUGGCACUGCCACGGGGACUGCCACUGGGGCUUCCCCAUCCAAUGUGAUCCUCGGUGGCGCUGCCACCAUCCCCGUGCAUCUGCCCAAAGCAACGGGCGGAAAGAAACGCUCGGUUGAGGCGUCGGGCGGCAAGAAGGAGUACGGCGGCAAGGGCCUGCCGAAGGGAUGCCUGCGCAUGGACGAGGUGGUCAACAAUCACAUUGACGACGCCAUCAAUUCGGUCAUCCUGGCGGUCCAAGCCAGUCUGCCCGACGACGACGACGACAAGGAGAGCGAAAAGGCGCCGCCACAAGUCCUUCAUCCGAGCAGGCCGAGCAACUACAUCGUCGCCACGGCUGCCGCCACAGCUGCCGUCACAGCCACCACCGCUGGCAUGAUAUUUGCCCCGACCUCGAUGGGGGAGAAGGGUCUGGCCAGUUUAGCCGGCGUUCCGACUGUUCCGGCUGUUCCUUCUCCCGCUCCACCCCAGACGGCAGCAUCAGUGAAGGCUCUUCUGACGCCAAAGAAGCGUUCAAUGCGCUCCAAGACCAUCGACUGCCGUUCCGCUUCGCUCGCCCCGGAAGAGCCUCCAGUGGAAGCACAGCUGUAUGGCGUCCAGUCCCUGCCGCCAGUCAAUGGAGAGACCAAGACGGACGGACGUCUGCCUGCAGUUUACUCGAAAGUAUCCGCACCCGCGUCCCAGGCACCGGUGACGCUUGUGGAACCUCCUCCGCCUGUUGAAUGCAUAAAGGAACAUACGCCGGAGCCAGAUCCGGAGCCGGAGCUGGAGAGAGAGCUGCAGCUGGAGCUGGAGCCAGAGGUGGAGGUGGAGCCCGAGCCCGAGCCAGAGCUGCCCGCUCUGUCUGCUGCUGAUCCUUUGCCUGUCGUGGAGAUGGUCCCACUGUCGGCGCCCUCUGUGGCCGUGUCCGUCAUUUCCAUUGCUCCGGCACUCCCAGCCCUGCCGCCCCUGCCUCCGCGCAGUGUGACGCCGACGCCCACGGUCGAGACGAACUGCAGCUCGCUGCUGGAGGAGCACAGCAGCAACAUGAACAACAACACCUCCUCGGGCUUCCACAGCCUGGCGCAGUCCGAGCUGCCCAGCGUCCAGGAUCAGUCGGCCACGGCGGCGAGUACCCUGGAGGCGACUGAAGAUCUGCCGGCGCAGGAGCAGGUGCAGGUGCAGGAGCAGCCGCAGGAGGAGGAGGAGCAGGCUCCGGUCACAAAAAAGAAGCAGCGACGGCGCAGGAAGAACGAGCUGGCGGCCAUUGUGGCCGACCAGCUGCUGGAGAGCUUUAAGAUCGACAACGCCCGCCGAGACAACCUCAAGAAGCUGGAGAACCUGGCCUACGAGAAGAGCGAGGACCUGCUGCUGACGGGCAUGCUGCUCAUGUCCAGCACCAAGCGGAACGCGGCCAUGGCCCCCGCCCUGUCCACCGCAUCCACAUCGAAGCCGUCUCGGAACGCGACUGCGCGAGAGGCGCCAGAGGCGGCUCCAGCUCCGGCGACGGCGACGGCGCCGGCCCUUCCUGUCAGGGGAAGGCCGAAGCGGCGACAGAGCUGCUACUACCGCAGCCGGGGCAAGGGGGCGGGCGGAAAGGCGACCAACGAGAACAUCAGCAUGCUCAAGUCGACCCUGGAGUCCUUCUCGAUCGGGAUCGAGAAGCAGCUGCUGGCCAAGGAGGCGAAGGAGGCCAAAGAGGCGGCCGCCCAGCCGGCAGUGCCGCCGGCCGCCUCCAUACUGCGGCCGAGCAUCCUGAGCAGCGCCGCCAAGAAGCAGAUGUACCAGAAGCGGGAGGCGGAGCUGGAGCUGGAGCUGCAGAAGGAGAAGGAGCGGGCAGUUCCGGCCACGGCGGCCACCUUCAGCCGGGAUCCUCGCCUGAACAAGAACAUACACAAGGAGCAGCCGGAGCAUGUGCAGGCCACAACCUCGGCCCUGGCCGCGGCCGUGCCGGCGGCGGGCGACAGCGUCGAGGAGGAGGACAACUACCUCACGGAGAUCGCGAAGAACGUGAACGAGAAGAUCAUGUCGGCCACCACCAACGAGGACUUCGAGUUCGCCCACGACGAGUUCGACCAGGGGGAGCAGGACGGCCGCAUGGACCCCGACCAGGACAAGUUCUACCGACCGCAGACGUCCAUGAGUGUGCGCAGUGCCCCCAACCUGAACGACGAGCACUCGAACUUCGGCUCCAUCUGCGACGAGAACACCAACACGGAGCUGAUGGACAUGGACCUGGACGACGAGAUGAGCGUCUACACGAGCUACUCGCAGGACCUGGGUCGCGGCGGGCGUGGCCGGCGACGCCGGAGGCGGCGUAGCGUCCUCCUCACGCGGCCCAAGAAGCGCACGCAACGCAGCCUCGUCGAUGCGGAAAAGUACUCGUGCUCCCUCUGCGGCAAAAGCUUCUUCACGGCCACCUCUCUGUCCAAGCACAACAUGACCCUGGCCCACGUCUCGAAGCUGUCCGAGCAGGAGUACCUUCAGUCGCAGACGGCGCCAUCGAGUCCACGCCACCUCGAGGUGGAGCCGGACCUGGACCUGGACCUGGACCUGGACCUGGACCAGGGGCGUGGCCAAAUGCAAAUGCACCAACACCAGCUCCAGCAAGAUCCACCGCCCAUGCAGCAGAUUCGGGCCUCAGUUCUAAUGCCGCCCUCCCAGAUCAUCCCCCAUGUGGAGCACCAGCCGGAGCAGCAGCAGUACCAGCAGCAGUUGAACGAGCAAGUGCAUCAUGUCAUCACCGAGGCCAGCCUGCGGCUGCACGACAACCAGCACAGUCCCUCGGGAACCUCCGCCGCCCGCCUCAAUCUCAACCCAGACGAGCGGCUCUUCUACGAGUGCUGCAACAUCCUCAAGAGCGCCGAGACGCCUCGCCUGUCGAGCUCCACCACGGCGGGUGCGGGUGCGGGCGCUCCAGCUCAACCAACCUCAACCGCCAUUCCGGCCACGACGUCCGUGAUCGUUACUGCCGGGCGGAAACAGCCGCCACCGCCACAGCCUCCGCCACCUGCACCGCUACCGCCUCCAGCAUCGCCCUCGCUAUCGCCUCCUGCCUCGCCCUCUUCCUCGCUAUCCCCGCCAGCUUCACCGUCGCCAUCGCCAUCUCCACCGCCACCUUCGUCGCCGUCGCCACUGCCGCCCUCGCUGCCGCCUCCAGCGCUAGAGGCGGUGGUCUGCCAUCAGCCGGUCAUCCAGCAGCUGUUCCGGAAUCCGCCCGCUGUCACACCCACAACAACUCCCACCAGGAACCACAAUCGGAUGUCGCCCGGCUACUCGGCCAUCUCGCAGUUCUCGGCGACCACCUCGCGGUUCAAGACGAAGGCCGCCAUGAAGGGCUACGAGAACGUCAACCUGCAGCUGGACAUGGUGGAGCUGGUCAAGACCGGGCGUGGCGUCUGCAAGCUCACGGAGCUGGCGGACAUCGCCCUGGGCAGCGAAAAGCCUGGCGGCGACUUCAUGCCGCACCUUUCACAAGGCGUUCUGCCCGGUCCCAGCGUUACAGCAGCGGCUACGCCUCCGUCGGCCAGCCACCACCAUAUGCACCACCACCAGCAGCAGCAGCAGCACCACCAGCACCAGCAGCAGCACCACCAGCAGCCGCCGCCAACGCCCACAGGCCACACUCGGACCACGACGACGACGACGACGCCGACGCGACCGGUGGAACAGCAGAGCUCGACUUCGUCGAAAACGAUCAUGCACGCGUCCAUCAUCAAGGCUGCGGCGGGCGUGGCCAGCUCGGCGACACUGCCGCCAGCUUGCGGUCGGAUCAUCAUACCAGAGCGGCCGUUCAAGAAUAUCGGGCUGGAGGAAAAGGCCAGCAUCACGUUCCAGAAGCCGAAGACGUGCGUGAACCUGCUCCAGGAGCAGGACAACAACAGCGUUUCCACCGCCAGCUACUCGGACCGGGACGACUAUGACUUCGGGACGCUGAGCUGCGACGGCGACGUGGAGCCGGAGCCUGAGCAGGAGCAGAUGGUGGAGCCAGACGCCCGAUGUGGGGUCAGGACGGAUGCUAGAGUUGCGGUGGCGGGGCCGCCGGGGGCUGGGGCAAGGGCUGUGUCCUCGUCCAGCUCGUCGACGUCCUCGUCCUCGACGCAGGAGAACACACGCAGUCGGAGCAGGAGCAGCAGCAGCAGCUCCAGCCGAGCCACGGCCAAGACGUUCGAGAACAAGUCGCUGAUCAUGGGCCGCAUCUUCAAGCACGCCAGCACCAAGGCGGCAGCAGCAGCAGCGGCGACUCCGCUGCAGCAGCUCUCCACUCCGAUGGCCGGGUCGGCGCUGGCCAAGAACAAGGCGUUGCCCAAGAACCAGGCCAAUCUGGACCAGAUCUUUGAUGAGCUCCGUGGUGGAGGGGCGGCCAAGGUGCCAGAGGUUGAGUCCCCAGUGGGUCUGGAGAACUGGAAUCGGGAUGGGGAUCAUCCCCAACUGCAUGCCCACCCCCACCCCCACCCCCACCCGCACCCGCACCCAAACACCCAGCCGCACCAUCAGCAGGAGCCCAUGUCGGCGCCGGUAGUGCCGACCAUGCCAGCAGCCAUGCCCGCUCCAAGUGCCCUGCCGCGCAGCAGGACCAAAAAGGCCAAAACAGGUCCUCCGGCUAAUUCCCCCAAGAGUAGCAAUAGCAAGCCGCCAGAGGUGUCGGCCGCGACCACUGCCCCCGCCACAGCCCCGGCCUCUCGGAAGCCCCGCAAGGAUCUGACAAAGCUGCAGUCGGAGCUGGGCAUGAGCCCGGAGGAGAUCGAGCAGCUGAUCGACGAGGGCCAGCGCAAGUCCAAGCGCCGCUGUGCCACCAACCGGGCCAAGAAGCUGGUGGAGACGUGGAGCUCGGACGAGUACGAGGAGUUCCUGUCCACCAAGGACAUAAUAGCCCUCAUCGAGCAAAAGGAACAGCAGGAGCAGCGCCGCAAGCGCAAAACGAGCGAGGCAAACGCCCAUCCAGAGCCAAUUUGGGCACCAGUGACGCCCAAGAAGACCCCAACGCCCUCCGUGAUCGCCAGGCGCAAGAAAAGCGCCGCGAAGAAGCCGCCAGCGGAGCUGGAGCAUCCAAAGCCGGCGACCACAGCCAAGGCACGGCAGCGAGCUAAGCCGAAUCCUCGGCCUCCCCCUGCCCCAGAGCCGCCUCCGAAGACGAAGUCUAAAUCAAAAUCGAAAGCUCCCACCAAGGUUAAGACUCCAGCGGCCACAAAGUCUGCCAGCUCGAGGAAGAGGCGCGGCAACGGCAACGGCAUAGAGAACGACAGGGACAAGUCGGUUGAGCCCAAAGUAGAGCCACCGGCCAGGACGCGCAGCUCCAGGCAGCAGACCAAGACCCUCGACGUCCCAUUGGGGGAAGAGCCAUUACAGCGGGAGCCGCAGCAGCAGCCGCAGGCCUUGCCCACGCCAACGCCGACCACACAGCGGUCCAAGUCCCGCAGCAGCAACAGUAUAGCACCUCUGCCGCCUCUACCGCCUCCGCCAGCCAGGAGCAGCUCCACCUCCACCGCCACCGCCACAACCAACAGCAACAACAACAACAACAACAGCAGCAGCAACAAUAACAACAACAACAGCAGCAGCAGUAACAAGAAUCUGAAGACGAAGCGGAAAUCCCAGGCGAAUAAACAGUCGCCGGCGAGGCGAAAGCGACCGGCGAGCGAGAAGCAACUGUACUACUGGAGCAGCUCCAGCGACGACGAGUUCGGGCGCGUCGAGGCCGAUGGGGAGCAAGAUGCAGCGGUGCUGAGGGAGCAGCAGAAACAGGAGCGACAGCAUCCAGAGCCGCCGGCGGGGAAGCACUUUGAGGAGAGCGAGACGUACCAGAAGCACGGCUGGAUAGUGGGGGACUCGCACAAGAAGCUGGUCAAGCUGCUGGCCAUCGCCAAGGGCAGUAAAAAGGUCGAGAAUUGCGGUGUGAAGCGCCGGACGCCCAAGCGCAAGUGUUAGGAGCCGGAGCUGGAGCUCCAACGGGGGGAGCGGACGGAACUGAAGUCAAAUCACAGCCAUUAGCCAUACCAUAGGCCCACAGAAGGCAGCAGCGGCGCGGGCAGCCAAUAUAUCGCUGCCAUCGAUCACAUACUGCCAUUAUGUCGUCGUUAAUCGUUAUCGUUAUCGUCAUCGUCAUCGCCAUCGAGCAGCAUCUCCUCUCCCUCUCCGUUCCCCUCCCUCCUCUUUCCGGCAGGUGGCAGGGGCCCUCAGCAACCGCUUGCGGAGUAUAUACAAAAUAUUUUUUCUUUCUUUUAAACAUCUAAGCGUUACAUUAUUUAGGUUUUUUUUUUUUAUUAAAUGUAUUUAUAAUUAAUAAAACGAACAAAAAGCAAACAAAAAACCGAAAAACCAACAAAUACACAUACAUUUGAGCACAACAA